Messenger RNA from Auanema sp. JU1783, 864 nucleotides. The record is from the annotation of a GenBank genome assembly. NCBI's taxonomy places the organism in Eukaryota, Metazoa, Nematoda, Chromadorea, Rhabditida, Rhabditidae.
AUGUGUGACACUGCCUUGAAAAGACUAGCCAAAAUUUACAUUUCACAUUCAAAAUGUAUAUAUCAAAACUUGGCUUUCGAAGAAUUUCUCUUUCGGAAGCAUGAUCUUACUAAAGAAGGCGAUGCUAUGAUUGUUUGGAGCAACAAACCCGCAGUUGUCAUUGGACGGCAUCAAAAUCCAUGGGUUGAAGUUAAUGUUCCUUAUGUUCGCGAACAAGGCAUUGAUUUGGUACGCAGGCAUAGUGGAGGAGGAACAGUUUAUCACGACCUGGGCAAUUUGAACAUAUCAAUACUCACAUCGCACAGCGAUCACUGUCGUCCACGAAACUUGUCUUUCAUAUCUGAUAGUUUAAACAAGCAGUAUGAAGUCAAUAUUGUACCAAACAAAAGAGAUGAUAUGGAGCUUUUACCAGGAAACAGAAAGUGUUCGGGGACAGCUGCACGUAUAUCACAAGGGAAAGCUUAUCACCAUUUGACACUCCUAAUUCAAGCUGACUUAGAGAGGCUCAAACGAGCUUUACAUUCUCCUUAUAAAAAUUUUAUUGAAUCGAAUGCAACGCAAAGUGUUAGAGCACCCGCAGUAGGAUUUUUGAAGCAAGAUGAUGAGAAUGUGAACGUGGAAAAUGUGAGGAGCACGAUAAUUCAGGCUUUCAAGGAAAAAUUCGAGCUCUGUACUGUACAAGAUGUAGACAUCGAAUCUGAAAUGAUGGAACAUGAAGAUAUUGUUCGCAACUACCAAGUCCUGAGAGAAUGGAAAUGGGUUUUUGGAAAUACGCCAAAAUUCGUGUACAACAAUAAGAUAUCAUCCAAAACUAUAGAGAAAGGCUUAGAAGUUGGGUCAGGAGAACGUUUCACUCUUUUCUAG